AGCUUCAGAACGAGCAGUCACGUUACUUCCCAUAAAAGGAUUCACACAGGGGAGAAGCCAUAUAAAUGUUUGGAAUGUGGAAAGAGCUUCAGAACGAGCAGUCACGUUACUUCCCAUAAAAGGAUUCACACAGGGGAGAAGCCGUAUAAAUGCAGAGAAUGUGGAAAGACCUUUACUCAUAGCAGUCAACUUACUUCCCAUAAAAGGAUCCACACAGGAGAGAAACCGUAUAAAUGCAGAGAAUGUGGAAAGACCUUUACUCAUAGCAGUCAUGUUACUUCCCAUAAAAGGAUCCACACAGGGGAGAAGCCACAUAAAUGCAGAGAGUGUGGAAAGAGCUUCAGAACAAGCAGUCAUGUUACUUCCCAUAAAAGGAUCCACACAGGAGAGAAACCAUAUAAAUGCAGAGAAUGUGGAAAGACCUUUACUCAUAACAAUCAACUUACUUCCCAUAACUGGAUCCACACAGGGGAGAAGCCAUAUCAAUGUAUGGAAUGUGGGAAAAGGUUCACUGAAAGCUGUUCCCUUACAUCUCAUAAAAGGAUCCACACAAAAGAAAAGCCAUAUAAGUGUUUGGAAUGUGGAAAGAGCUUCAGAACAAGCAGUCAUGUUACUUCCCAUAAAAGGAUCCACACAGGAGAGAAACCAUAUAAAUGCAUGGAAUGUGGAAAGGACUUCUCUGAAAAUGGGUCCCUUAUGAGACAUAAAAGGAUCCACACCAGGGAGAAGCCAUAUAAAUGUGGAGAGUGUGGAAAGGGCUUUAGUAAUAGCAGUAAUCUUACAUCUCAUAAACGGAUCCACACAGGGGAGAAGCCAUAUAAAUGCAUGGAGUGUGGAAAGAGCUUCAGUCAUAGUGUUUCCCUUACUUCCCAUAACUGGAUACACACAGGGGAGAAGCCAUAUAAAUGCAUGGAGUGUGGAAAGAGUUUCAGCCAACACAGUAAACUUACUUCCCAUAAAAGAGUCCACACAGGGGAGAAACCAUAUAAAUGCGUGGAGUGUGGAAAGAGCUUCUGUGAAAAUGGGUCCCUUGUGAGACAUAAAAGGAUCCAUACAGGAGAGAAGCCAUAUAAAUCUGUGCAGUGUGGAAAGAACUUCAGAAGGAGCAAUGACGUA
This is a messenger RNA of Python bivittatus (Burmese python), 1116 nucleotides long. NCBI's taxonomy places the organism in Eukaryota, Metazoa, Chordata, Lepidosauria, Squamata, Pythonidae. The record is from RefSeq and is a predicted model, not a curated record.